CAAUGAUAUGUGUAUAUUAUAUAUUUACAAAUGAUGUAUAUAUAAAACGAGAACAAACACAACAUCCACAGAAUCCAAAUAUCAGAAACAUACGAGGCUUCGCGCAGGUAGAUAUCUAUAGAUUUCAUAUCAAGCGAAAGCAGUUGAGAGGUAUACUCAUCGUUGUAUAGUAAAGCCGCUGGGAGGCGAAACAAGGCUUAGGUGCAGCAAGAUGGGUGACUACUGCAGACGCUUGUUCAAAGCGUGGCGUGAGAAUGAUAAGUCGGAAGAAAAGGUCCAAACUGGCGAUCUAGACCAGGAUCGCUUCAGCUGGAAAACUCUCUUCAAAUUCGCCGGACCCGGCAUGUUGGUGUCAAUCGCCUACUUAGACCCCGGCAAUUUGCUCUCAGACAUUCAGUCUGGUGCGGCUUUCAACUACCGCUUGAUCUGGGUGCUGGUCACAGCCACCUUCUUGGGACUGCUCAUGCAGGUGUUGGCGGCGCGUCUGGGCACGGUGACAGGCCAGCACUUGGCGCUGCUAUGCCGAGCCGAAUACGGAAACCGCACCUUCACGACCAUCUGUCUGUGGAUAGUGACGGAGAUCGCUAUCAUUGCAUCAGAUAUACCAGAGGUUGUGGGCAGUGCCUUUGGACUGCUCCUGCUCUUUGAUAUCCCGCUGUGGGCGGGUGUGCUGAUGGUCAGCGCCAACACGUUCAUUCUUCUGGGUAUCCAGUACUUCGGGGUGCGUAAGCUGGAGGCUCUGAUCACCAUACUGGUGGGAGUGAUUGGCGUGUGCUUCCUGGUCGAAGCGUUCAUCACCCCAGUCAAGUGGGGUGUGCCAUCCUGUCCAACGGAUGACGAGUGGGAGGAGCUGGUGACCAACAACUGCACCACCAGUGAUAUUGACUACUGUCCUGAGAAUUUCUGUGGGGGUGUGGUGGGUGGUUUCGUUCCCCGCAUGAGUCCAGACACGAAGAUGCUGCUGCUGGCUACCUCGCUGAUUGGGGCAGUUGUUAUGCCCCACAACUUAUAUCUGCACUCUGCCUUGGUGCUGACCCGGCAUAUCGAUCGCACGAACCCCAUCCAUGUCAAAUGGGCCGAUAUCUACAACACCAUCGAGUGUGCGUUCAGUCUGACCAUCUCCUGCAUCAUCAACGUUGCCAUCAUCGUGGUGGCUGCAUCGGUGUUCUUCCCUUCGGAGAGCAACGGGUAUAAUGUAGUACAACACCUGGAUGAGAUUGGAUUCCUCGACGCCAGCGACCUGCUUGCCACCAUUGGAGGUUCUGCGAAGAUUCUGUUUGGCAUCGCGCUGUUAGCCUCAGGCCAGUCGUCGACCAUCACCGGGACGUAUGCCGGUCAGUUUGUUAUGGAGGGCUUCUUGGAUAUCAAGAUCGAACUGUGGUUGCGGAACCUCUUCACUAGGGCGGUCGCUAUUGUACCCUCCCUAGUGAUCUGCCUCAUCGCGGGGACGGAUGGCGCCAACACGCUGAUCAUUGUGUCGAGUGUCAUUCUGAGUUUCCAAUUGCCGUUUGCUCUGAUUCCGCUGCUGAAGUUCACCAGUUCGUCUACCACUAUGGGAAUACACAAGAACUCCAAGAUGAUGGUGAUCACGUGCACUGCCUUGACCGUUGUGGUGCUGACGGCAAACGGGUUCCUAGUGGCGAUGACCAUCUUUGAGUCACUCGUGGGGUGGGUGCGCAUUGUAGUGGGCGCGGUUGGCUUCAUGGUCAGCAUUCUCUACUUCUCCGCGCUCGGAUACCUCGCCUGGAGACCCGUUCACGCCGCUCUCACGUCCACCGGAUCAUACGAUACGCUGAUCGAUGAUGAGGUGAGUCGGGCAAGGAUGUCUGUUGACCUAUCUCCAUCCGUUGCGCACGAGGAGAUUCCACUUGACGAUCACUAUCCAUUUGAUGACGACGAGGAGGACGAUGACGAAGGCUCUCCUCUCGAUUUAAUGAGUGACUGAUCGGCAUAGUGCGUGUUGCUGGUCACACGCCCUCCGAUGCACAUGACAGCUUCGUGCGCAAGUCCAGCUGACUGAUAUACAUAAGCCGAAGUAGGUAUACAUAAGUCUGCGUAGUUAGUUAUACAUAAGCCUAUGUAGGUAUAUAUGGGCCAGAUUGCAUACACUUGUGACUGUGAGUCGCACUCGUAUGGGAUGAGAGGGCAGCCAGUCAUAUAUUUAGUUAGUCAGUCCGAAUUAGGCAUGAUGUAGGAUGUUUGAGUUGCAUCAAAUCAGCGAACAACUACUGUUUGCAAGGACAUUUGGCCCCAUUUGGAGACUAGGUCUUUAUCCUGUAUUGCUUAGAUAUCACUGAUUUACCCCGCUAAUGCCCAUGACACACCGCUAUAGAGAACGUAUAGAAGUAAGCAAGUAGGUGACAUGUGUGCGCACACACAUACGCAGGUCCCAUCUAGUUUUGCUCACUCUGCACAAACGAACGAUAUAUAUAUAUAUAUAUAUAUAUCUGAGUGUGUAUAUAUAUUUAAAUAUAUAUAUAUGGUUCCGCGCACUUAAAAGCUACUCGUGCAUGGGAAUUACUAACGCACUCGUGGCCAUAAACGACCAUUUGUGUCCGCCAUUGUGUCACCAGUGAAAGUUUUCUAUCUGUGAUGCAUGGCUGUUGUUUUGCAGCUACGGUGCACCAUACAUACAGCGAUACUUCGUUUGCUUUCGCUGGUGGAGUGGUGGACUCGGAUUUUAGGGGGGGAAGUGACGAGAUCAUAUUACGAUUGAAUAAUAACGUAGGUAAAAUUGAGGAUUGAGGAGAAUUUUAGUAGAAUCACAACAUGAUUAAUAAAUGCGAUUCCAAGCAUG
Sphaeroforma arctica JP610 is the source of this 2797-nucleotide messenger RNA. RefSeq lists its product as hypothetical. The transcript has 11 exons. Bases 212 to 1945 code for a protein of 577 amino acids. Lineage: Eukaryota; Ichthyosporea; Ichthyophonida. The record is from RefSeq and is a predicted model, not a curated record. Gene Ontology annotation, biological process: metal ion transport. Gene Ontology annotation, cellular component: membrane. Gene Ontology annotation, molecular function: manganese ion transmembrane transporter activity; cadmium ion transmembrane transporter activity.